Molecule: messenger RNA, 14526 nt
Organism: Lagopus muta (rock ptarmigan)
Lineage: Eukaryota; Metazoa; Chordata; Aves; Galliformes; Phasianidae
Gene: HEMK1
Product: HemK methyltransferase family member 1
Exons: 12
Coding region: 324-1382 (352 amino acids)
Biological process (GO): protein methylation
Cellular component (GO): mitochondrion
Molecular function (GO): nucleic acid binding; protein methyltransferase activity
Source: RefSeq, a predicted model, not a curated record
CUCGCGCGCGCGGCGAGGAGGCGGUUCUCUCCCGCACUGCCCUCGCUGAGGUGAGGGAGCGUGUUGUAGGCGCGCCCCCCCGCUGAGGUGACGGGGCCGGGGGCGCUGCGUGUGCUGGGUGGCUGAGGCAGAGUCGCCGAGCUGAAGCAAGCUGAGGCCAGCGGAGCUGCAAGCCUGGUGACCUGAGGAGCUGAUUGUGAUCAGGUGGUGCUUAGCCCAAGUGGCUUGUGGCUGCACUGAGUGCUGUGUGAGUCUCUUCAUGGGUUAGAUCAGCUGACAGAAACAAGGAGCCCACGUGGAAACCAGGAGGUGACUUUGCAACAAUGAGAUGCGUCAGCCCCUCACUCUUCAGGAGGUUCUGGGGGCUUUUGCCUCAGCAUGUGUCAGUGGGACCUAGUCAAAGUCCUAACCUCAGUUCCAACCAGUCAUCUUUGAGACAGAGCUGCAGUGUAAGACCUGGGCUGCUGACUGCCCCUGAUGUGGUCAGCUACUGGCAAAAGGUGUUUGAGAAGAACGGGAUCCCUGAAGCACGAGAAUCCAGUGAAUAUAUCGUGUCAUUUGUCUUGGGAGCAAAAACAUUUCAGAGCUUGGACUCCCAAAAACUCUGCUCUCCGCUUACAGCAGUGCAGCAGGAGCAAAUCCAGCAACUGAGCUGCAAGCGACUGGAAAGAAUGCCAGUGCAAUAUGUGCUUGGUGAGUGGGACUUUCAGGACCUGAAUCUGAAGAUGAGACCUCCAGUAUUUAUUCCUCGUCCUGAAACAGAGGAUCUCAUCUCUCUGGUUGUGGAGGAAGAAUCUCGGAAAUGUGAGGCGAAGAAUUCAGCCUUCUUGGUUGCUGUCCCAUCUCCUGUGAUCCUGGAGAUUGGCUGUGGCUCUGGAGCAAUUGCUCUGAGUCUCCUGUGCAAGAUACCACAGAGCCGAGUGAUAGCUGUGGAUAAAGAAGAGGCUGCUGUGGAUCUCACCAGGGAGAAUGUACAUAGGCUGCAACUCCAAGACAGGAUCCACAUCCUCCACCAUGAUGUUUCAUAUGGUUCUGCCAAACAUCUGCUACCUUGGGGCCCAAUGGACUUCAUAGUCAGUAACCCUCCAUAUGUCUUCCAUGAAGACAUGGCUUCCCUGGAUGCAGAGAUCCUCUGCUAUGAGGACCUUGAUGCACUGGAUGGGGGAGAUGACGGGAUGAGAGUCAUUAAAAUAAUUCUGACUCUGGCUCCUUCUCUUCUGAAGGAUUCUGGGAGUGUGUUUCUGGAAGUUGAUCCCAGGCACCCUGAUUUGGUGGAGGAUUGGCUAUGUGCACAUCCCGACUUGCUCCUCGCCCUUCGUGCUGUUCACAAGGAUUUCUGUGGCAAACCCAGGUUUCUGCACAUCCAAAAGCAAAGCAGAUGACAACUGUACCAGGAACAACAUCCUUUCUUGCAGUAAGCUUUUUCGCUGAACAGGAAGUCCAUUGUUUGCUAUGUAAUGAAAGCUUGGCAGUGCCAUUAUGACACCCAGGAACGUCUUCAUCUAAGAAAGCAGGUAACAUUUUGUUCUGUAGUAUGAUGCAAUUCAUCUAAUCAUCUAAAAGAAGAUGAAAUAUUCCACAGCUACUGUCAUGUUAGGGCAAGGCAGUAAUGAUAUAUGUGGUAUAAAAACCUCCAGGAUAAAAUAUGUGCAAUUUGGAUGUUCUGAAAUAGAGCUUCUGAGCUGCCAGAAGCAAAGCUGUUCCAAGUAGCUUUGGCAGGAACGUUUAUAUCAAAAUCAAUGCUCUUUAUAAAAUCAAACAAAUGUCUUCCUAAAAGAAGCUUUUCCCAUCAGAAUACUUUGGUGGUGUUUUGUUUUUUGUUUUUUUUUACUAGUUGCCUCUGUCCCUGUCCCUGUGAAGGUAGUGAGUGUUUGUUAUGCUUCUUUGCACCAUGAUUACAGAGUACUUAGCUUUCUCAUCAGGGCUCAAACCCAAAUCUCCAUAGUGAAAGUCCUAAAAAUUCCUUCUUUGCACAAGCUGCUCUUCUCUGGCUCCCACACAGGAGCGUGCUGUUCAAGCAGCUGCCAUCUUUCCUGCCUCUCACACAGGGAAAGGACAGUGUGAGCUUGCUGCUGGGCCUCUGCCAUCCCCCUGCUCUCCCUGCGCAGGGGAAAUAGCAAACAUAGUCAUGCCUCUUUCUCUUUUCUGAGGUGCUGCCCAAACAAGCAGUACAGAUGUGUUCCACUAAAACAGGGAGGCUGGAGCAGGGGUGACAGCAUAUGUUAACUGGGGAGCUUCAGAACUGUCAGCUCUCUAGUUUCCUUCCCUGUUACACUUUGCAUCGGAAGUGAUGCCUAGCAGGUGAGCUUCUGAUGCUCAAGUGGAGGAGUGUUUCUCUGGUUGCCUUAAUGCAGUCAUCACUGCAGACAAUGAUGGGGGGCUACAGGUUGGGAAACUGAAUUGUAGUGUGGCUCACAGCACAGGUGAAAACCUGUGAAAUCAAUCUCAAAUGAAAUCUGUGAGGUUGUUAUGCCGUAUAGUUGAAACAAACUGAUACUGUAGAGACAGAUUACUCGUUUGUCUUAAGCAAACAUUUGCUUUGGGAGUAGCAUCCGCAGUAGAUGAGCAGUUCUGUGAGGGCUGUGGCAUGGCAGAGGAUUGCAGUGACAAUGCAGAUUUUUCAUGGCAGUCCAUGUACAAUCCGGACAUCAAUAGUUACAAGAUAUAAAGUAUUCCAGCAGAGAAGCAAGAGACAGUUAGCAAUGUGCUGCCCAAACCAGUCUGCCUAUAGCAAGAUCAGGCUGCCAUGUUCAUCCACACUGCACCAAUUUAAAGACUUUUUUUUUCAUUUUUAUUAUUGGUAACAGUGGGGAAAAAAAAAAAAAGAAAAAAAGAAAAAAAAAAGCCAUACUUAACAGGGAAUUCUAGGCUCUCCAGAAGUCAGAAAUAAAAAAGCUGACGGCUUUGUUGCAGAUGGAGAGAUGAGAAGAUGAGUGGCAGUUCCUGAGUUAGUUUAGAACAGGCAGAUUUUCUGAGCUGGUUUAUGCUAUGCAGCCUUAAGGCUGUUAUUACUGCAAGGAUCUGGGAGCAGCACAUGAGGGCAGGCUAUGAGGGCAUUUCCUGGAACUGUGCCACUGAAAUAGUACUGGGCAAGUUCCCAUGAGCGUGCUUGUCUGAUUUUUAUGUCCACAAGACAACAAGAUGUCCCCAUUUGCAUCAGUUCGCAGAACUAGAUUAAGGUUGGGAGAACAGAGGAAUUCUUUGUUCCUUAAGCUAAGAUCUGGAUUUAGCUACAUUCAAAUUGAUACUUUAUGCAGGUAUGAGAAUGCCUUUGCUUGUUAUUAACCUGUGCUGUGUGUGUCAUUUUUGCUCUCUGGGUUUGUGCUCGAAGCAAGCCUUGGAAAGACCAGGCCAAAGGCUGCAAUCAGAGACAUCCCAGCUCAGGUUACAGCACCAGAAACUGCAGGGAAACCCCGAUGUAAUGAAGUCAGCAGGAUUUUUUCCCCUUGAGUAGGGAGCUGGCGAUUCGUUUGUAGGGACACAUGGGGACAAGUGGUUCACAUUAAGAAAAGAACGUCCCUGUUGCUUGAGGCAACUAGGAAGCUUCAGUGGAUAAAUGUGGCCAUUUGGGAUGGGGUUCAUCUGCGUCUUGGAGCUCUGGAGUCUGGUUAAAGGCUGCGUAGUUCUGAGUCAGACAGAGGUCUUGGAUUUGGGGCCCUGAUGGGGCACUGAUCCUGGCUGACCUGCAGAAGGUGCAGGCAAUUGGUGGUGAGCAGAAAAGCCUACCAACAGGGGAACGAGGCCGAGGAGAAAUGGAACUGGGGGAAUCUUCUGCGAGAAUCCGCUGGCUUCGAAGUCAGGGAGCAGAGCAGUACAACUAGUUCAUGGUGUGGGAGCUCUGCAGGAGCACAGAGAGACACUGGGAUCAAGCGCAAGCAGCAGCUGGGAGCCUUGCCCACACAGGAGCCAUCUGGCUUAGGUGCUAGCAGGGUGAGAACAGGGAAAGAGCUGGGUGCUAUGGAGGCAGCCAGGCAGCAGAGGAACUUUGAUACUGGAAGGAACAUGAUUGGAUAAGUACAGGGGCCGAUGUGUUUGCAGGGAUGGUUUCAAACAGGGUCCUGGUACAAACAGGGAGGUGUGAAACCAAGAUUCAAGAGUGCUGGGAACACUGUGUGUGGUUCUGUCAGUAAAGUAUGCUUACAUAGGGGCAGGUGCAGAGCAGGGCUCAGAGGAUGAGUGAGGGCCAGAAAGCUCAGCAGAUGAGUGAAAACUAAAAGAGAUCAGUUUGUUUUGCUUAGCAAAACAAAGACUGGAAGAGGAAUGUGAUGUCUCUCUGUAAACACUUCAUUGCAAAGUAAAUACUAGAGGGGAAGGAGAGGUCUUAUAAUAAAGAUCAAUACUGGCACAAGGACAAAUUGGUACAAAGUUGCUAUUAAUACACUUAGCCUGAAAAUUAGAUUUUGAGCUGCUAGAGGAGUGAGAUUUCGGAACAGUGUCUCAAAGGGAGAAAUGGAAACCAAAGGGAUCUGAGACGCCUGCAGGAGCAAAGAAGGCAGAGAGUAAAUUAAAUCUCUGACGCAGUCUCAUUCUGUUUCAUGCGCGCCAGUGCUAUAGACGGCCCAAUCCUCAGGUCUGGGCAAGAGAGCAAGUUGCAGCAGUCAGCAGCCGUAAUGGAGAACCAACAGCCAAGUUACAAGUCAGCUGCAGGACAAGGGGAGUUUCAAGGUAGCUGAGCUAUGCAGAUUGACAGCUUUGGCUGUAUCCCAGUGUUUGAGGACAGAGACUUCACCAACCUGGCUGAAGGUAAAGCAUUCUGACAGCGUCUUGCAGAAGCAAAACCUGCAGAGUAGGAUGCAAUUGUAAACUUUCCAUCUCCACUUCCCACUGCUGCCAUUUUCUGUUCCCUUCUGGCACAGAUCUGUGCUGUGGCUUGUAAGGUAGCUUUGUCUGUGUCCAUCAUUCCUUAUAUGCUAUAUUUCUGUCUAUUUCUUUUCAUUAAAGAUUAAAAUUUGUUCUACGAUGUAUUUUGGGAAUGCCUACAAUUUUGGUGGAAACUUACCCUGACAGCCUUUAGGCAUGAAAUUUCAGAAGGAAGUUCAGUAGAACUGCCUUUGUCAGAGAUGAUAUUAGGACCCUUUUGCAAACCAUCUUGGUUAGGUUUGCUUGGAAGUGUGGGAAAAUGUUUUGAUUGAGAGAAAAUGAAGUCAUUUCUUGGGAGUGUUCUCACAGCUGCUCUGUUGCCUUGGGUCGGAGCUGAGGAAUGCUCGCCAUAUUGCAAGCUGAAGUUUUCAAGCUAGAAAAUAGGAGGAAAAUGCAAGCAGAUAAGCAAAAAUCAGCUAACUAAAACAAAACAUUCAACCCUUAGUGAUGACAUACAGAAAGGUAUUCCUAGAAAUGACAACAGUUUGGAACUGAGAUAAAGAAUGCAAGAAGAAGACGAAAAUUAGAUGUUAAUGGACAGAAUCCUGAAUGAAGGAAGUAGCAGAGCAUGCAGAGCAAGCAUCUUUUUCAGCUCAUAAUGAGACGUCAACAUUCAGGCAGAGAAACAACUUACUUCCCCUUCCUUCUGGCUGCAAAUCUGGAGAGCAUCAGGGAGUGAUGGGUGAAAGCUGGAGGAACACUGUUGCCUGUUCUGAAAAAAGAAAAAUCUGUUUCUCAUCUGAAAUUUGCCAUAGUAUCCAUGGUGCAGCUCUGCUGAGUUUGCUUUUGCAUAGCAUUUUUCUGUUACUAAUAGACUUUAGUUAUUUGCUCCCUGGCGUGAUGCUGGUGUGGCAAUAAAGCUAAGCAGAUCGUUGGAAGGCUGCCAUUGAUGGAUGCAGUCGAUGCAUUGGAAGGAUAUGAUGAGUAUAAAAAUUCCAUUUUCCAGAACAGGCUCAUAUCUGAUGAUGUGAAAUGUCAUAGGUCUUUCAGAAGUGGCCAGUCUCCCUUGCCUGCUGCUCAUUAAAGAAUGUGGGUCUUCGAUUUUCAUGAUCCAACAGGGAACCAAUUUUCAUGAACCAACAGGGAAUUUUGGUAGGGAGAAGGGAAACCUUGAAGGACUAACACAAAUGUGGUCUGCAGGUAACAGUUUUCCAUUCCCUCCUUUUCCUGCAAUACCUCAACAAAGAAGUUAGAGACUCCUUAUCUCAUAAAGACAUUUUUUUUUUGUACUGAGUUGUCCAGAACUGUUCAGUCACAAGUAUGCCUUCGUUCCAGGCUGCCUGAGAAUGUUUGCCUGAGCAUUAUGAGGUAUAGGAAGUGGCCUACUAUAUGCUGGGUACCCCCACAAUCUUCUCUUUUGGUGAAUGGAGGAGAUAAAAAUGGCAAGUGCUGCUCACUAAGAAAAUAAAAGACUCAAGGACAAUAAUAUGACUCUUUCUUCUAAGAACUUCCACAAAUUCUCUUGUGCGUUCGGUUUCAGUCUAACAUGGGAGAUAGUUGGGACUCUCCCCUCUACGUACAAAUUUCUACUUCUUUCCUUUUGUUUUCCUUCCUUCCUCUGCCAUUCUUCCUUUUCUUUCCCUCACAGUUUAAGUGAAACCAAAUACAUUUCAGUCUUCCUCUUUACCUGUGGCUGUGGUGAGGGUUAUUGCUAAGAGCUGGUUCUUAAGCCUUUUCACCUCUUGCUGCAUUGAUUUCAGUCUGGCCAUAGGUAAUGAGGGGUGAAGUAUGUGAAUCCUGCAGCAUGCACAUGAGCUUAGAUAGAAGAAGCUGGUUGAAUUUGGAAUUUGUUGCAGGAGAUUCAUUGAAAAGCCUAGCUAGAAUUUCCCUGUCAUGCGAACGCUCCUAUUUAUGAUUGUCAAGAUUUUUCCAUCAGAAAAAUGAAAUCCCUGCAUAAUGGCUCUUUAUGUGAGAGGAUACAUUCACUCCUUCUGGCCCAUUUAGGGCAUCAGGACAAGUCUAAUAAAAAAGGCACCCACCUCCCGUCCUACCCUUCUAGCACCCAUUCCUGUCUCCACAAUUAGCUUGGCAGCCGGGCUUGUUCUUCGUGCCGGUGCAGCGUGUUCACUUGCACUGACAUGGUUUCCUACUGCCGCGAAGGAAAAGGUUAAGAACUAAAAGAAGCUCUGCCAUCAUCCACAAGGCAUGAGGAGCCCGGUGCUGCUCCUGCCCUGCAGAAUUCCAGCACCUGAUGGACUGAACCCUGCGGCCUUCCGUGAAAGGUAAUCCAGCUCCAGGGAAUUAUAAAUACCCUUUGGUGAGGCAGAUGGGGAGCGUGGUAGGACAGAACGCGGUAUGUCCCUGUGAAUUGGUUCAGAAACAAGUGCUGUGAGCCUGUUCUUAAACUAAAUUAAAGUUGGUGUAAAAUGCAAUGCACCAAUAAGCAAACCUUGGCAAUUUGGAUGUGGAAGGCGUCCCGUGCUCAGAAAUGUUCAACCACUGCUUGUGGUUUCAUUGUGUGGAUGCAACAGAUGAAAAGAUGGGGCAGAUCAUGUUAGAGGAUAAUAAUCAAUCAAUAAAAAAAUAAAUCAAUAAAAAAAUUCAUCAAUAAAAUGAUGAAGAAGGUCUGCAGGAAAUGGGGAUUACCCUGUCUUUCCCCUUUCUUGGCUAGGUUCAGUCUUCUGUGCUCUUUGUAGAAGACCAUUUGGAGACAGUGUGAUGCCUCACCUACUGAGGUGGAUUUAAAUCUUAAUGUCCACGUCUCUAGCUAGGAUUAUGGAAUGUGCUAUUUCUUUUUGACAUUUGAAUGCAAGGGUGUCUGCAUUCUGCUGUCCAAAGUUUUGAUUUAAACACAGCUGAAUAUUCCAGAAAGAGGAAGAAGGAAUACUGGUGUGGUGCAACAGUCCACAUUCAAGGCAGUAGUGCCAAGCUUUGAUGAGGGAAUCCACCUGAAGGAGGCUAACAUUGUGCAAUGCCCUGAGAGGACCCACGCAAACCAGAAACUACACUGACCUUCCUGCUGAUUGUACUCUUUAGACCUUUUCUUCUGUGCUGCCACUAGCCAGAAGGAGCAAUGCUAAACCACCCCUGCAAAUGGUGAGACAUUGGCUUCUCAUUUCACAGGGUUAGAAAGAGGGACAAUAUAAAAGUGAAGUUUAGCUGCAAAUAUGCCAUAUCACAAUGAUAUUUGUGAGAGCCUAACUGUUAGCACAAAGGUGUAGUGCUCAUUUUAAGAACUCUUCCACAGUUCUUACAGUUUUGCUGUGCUUAAACUGUUCAGAUGAACACCUGUAGGAAGCGUCUGAAACAAAGCACGCAGGGUGAUCUGUUUCACAGCCUUGGUCCACAACACACCUGUAAUUUUCCACCUGAAACCCUCCUGCUGCUGGGAGGAGUUGGUGGGAGCGUCACUCAUGGCAAGUGACUCAUGGCCUGACUGCCCCACUGGGAUAAAAUCUCUGCAGAGAGGGUUUGAAGGAUUACCUGCUUUGAUCACAUGGGCUCACGUGGAGGCUUGUCUCCAUCCUCCUUUUGCUGACAGGCAUCUAAUUUUGAGGCAGCUGCUCACGUUCUGCUCAUGGCCUUUGCAGUGAUGUUAGCAGAAGGAUCCCUGCGAGAUGUAUUUACACUGUAACACACUGCAGCUAGGUUUAGGUUUAGUAUCAAGUAGUUUGGGUUCUAUGUUUUAUUCUCUGAAGCGACACCAAAAACAUGACUGUUGAAUUAUUUGGAAGUAUUCUGUUUCUGAAGUCUGUCUGUUGGGUUCUGCUCCUGACUGGAGCACCCACAGCAGUUUGGGCACAGGCCCAGCUUGCACUAGUGCAAAACUGUCUGGCAGAGAACAGGUGUCUUGACGUGGAUAUGAAUUAUUUUUUCACUGAUUUUUUCACUCCUUUCCUCACUGGCAGGGUAGCAGAAAGGCACAGUGCCACAAGGAAGAAGCAAACGGAUCAGUUCUAAUUAGCAUGACAGCACUGACGAGGAUGAAACUUUGUGCUGGCAAAAUGGGGCUGUAUUAACUUUGCACUGAUUUAUUCCAAAUUUGAGCACUGUUUGUCCUCAUGCAAGCAAGGAGGAAGUGGAGAAUUAUACUUAAUAUUCAUUUUCAGUGUUGCAGUUAAUUGCAAAGUUCUCUGAAAUAUGAAUAUAUUUCCUUUCCUAGUGUUUCCCCUUCCAUUAAACUAUACCAUUGAUUUCUCAUUGAUUUUGACUAAAAAAGGCCGUUCUUCGCAGCAACAUUGUCUUCCCUUUUUAGUUGAAUUGAUUGCGCAUUAAUGCUAAUUUGUAAUUUUACCAAUGCAUUCCAUGUUGCAUUUAGCUGUUGAUGCGUCUUAAAUCAUUCAGCACUCUGUUUAUCUGUAUAUAAUAUCUGUUCCUCAGCCUGAUUCAGACUUGCAGAAGGCAUUUAUGUUUAUUAGAUAGCUGAGAUAAACAUUUUUGUUCUUUCUCGUCUAGUAGGAGACAGAGAGUGUGAGAGAGAGUGUAUGAAAAAAUAAUAUGCUCAGUACAGCUCAACUCUUUAAAAGGGUAGAUAACAGCAGGACAAAGGGAAAUGGUUUGAAGUUGAGGGAGGGAAGAUUUGGGUUGGAUAUCAGGGGAAGUUCUUUGUUGUGAGAGCACUGAGGUGCUGGAACAGCUGCCCAGAGAGGCUGUGGAUGCCCUGUCCAUCCCUGGAGGUGUUCAAGGCCAGGUUGGAUGGGGCCCUGGGCAGUUUGGUCUAGUAUUAAGUGGGGAGGUUGGUGGCCCUGCAUGUGGCAGGGUUGGUGGGAUUCAUGAUCCUUGAGGUCCCUUCCAACCCAAAUCAUUCUGUGAUUCUAUGGUACAGAUUUUUAAAUAACAAAAAAUUGUACGAGGUUAACAGUGAUCCAGUUUCCAGCAGGGGAGGAAAACGGCCACUGUGAAAGCUUUGGUAAAGGAGAAAUCCCUUCAGAAAAAGUAAACAGUUGCAAGGAUUGUAUGGUGAAGAAGUUACUCAUUUCCAUUCUGUGUCAGUGGAAUGGCAAUAUACGCAUGCAGCUUCUUUUCAUUAAAUGAUAUUGUUGGCUUUUUAGGCAAAUGUGUUUUGUUUAGAAGUGUGGUCCCAGGUUUCAAAUAUUACCUCAGACAUCUGUGAUUAAAUGAGGAAUUCUAAGGUCCUUAUUUCCUUAGUUGAAGUUAAAUAUUGUGGCCCCAUAAACUUGAGCAGUCUUUGUUAUGCAGUGUGAGCAGUGCUCUGAUUUACCGUCACUCAUGAAAGCAUCCCAGUUCUCAUUUGGUCUCAUUUGGUGUUGUUUUGUAGCUUGAAAGAUGCACUGAAACAUAAAACCAGGAGGCUUUACAUUGUGUUUGUUUUCCAAGAAAGAGCCUCCCUGUGCUGCAGGAUGCAGUGUGUUCUGUGGCCUUGGGAUGCACAGAGCUAAAACUCCUCUACAAGGAGCAAGCAAUUGACUGCAGCCAGAGCCCCUCCUGCCCUCAUGUCUGUGUGAGUAGCCCCUGCUCUGUGCCACCAGAGACUCCUGCAGGCAGGCAGCCUGUGGCUGGCUUGACUUGCCAACCUGAGCUCUGUUUGAGCAGUAGGGUCAUAUCUGUAGGGUGAGGAUUAAUCAGGGAAGCAAAGGAAGGCAAAGCACCUGAGCAGAGCGAGGCUUGUAGAACUUGUGAAGAUGAGGAAAUCUCUACUAUUUUUUUGAGGUUGAUAGCCUCCAUGAGAGCAGACAGCAAGACUCUGUUGGCUCAGGAAGCCAUGGUGUGCACAGAACGUUUGUGGUACCCAGGAGGGCAUGGUGUGCAGCAGCGCUGUGGAGAAGAAAGCACUCACUGAGCCUGGCAGCAAGCACACAGCUUGUCUUGGUGUGCCAGUGACUGCAGCUCAGAGAAGGAGGGGGUUGUUCUUCACUUUGUUCAAGCAGUUUGACCUCUUAGGGCCACAAUGAAGGGGAAAGUGCAAGCCAGAGGCUGGUUCCAAAAGUGACAUGCUUUCUUUUCCAUGCUUCAAUAGUGGUUCUCACCUUUGGGAUAGCAGCAUGUCCUGGUUCCCUCUGAGCUCCUGCAAGGAUAGGAGCUGCUGCCUCACUCAGGAGCAGGUGCUUUACUGUUUCCUCCUUGAGGAAGAAGCAAGGUGUCCUAGCAUUCAGAAUGCACAGUGUCCAUUGCCUGUGCCAUACAGCAAGCUGCAAGGCAGUCAUCCAUACCUGCCAUUCAGGAGCUCCACGAAAAUGCAGAAGCCAGCAGCAAACAAGGAGAAAAGAGUAGAAAGAAUGUAAAAAUAAACUUUCGAUUAACUGAACAAGUGAAUCAAACCCUUUGCCUCUGAUCUUUGACAGAAAGGUAGAAUAAAUUGGGUGGAGACGUGGAAUAUAAACCUAGACAUCUGGAAGGCACUGGAUCCUCCAGUAGAGCAAUCUGGGUGCUGACAUAGGUGCAAGUCAGGCUUAACGUGCCUUACUUUCACCAUUUAGCCCUGAGAAAGUUCCUGUUCUCAAAAGUUCCGUUGGGUGUCACUUUCCAGCUGAGUCAAUGUAAGUAACAGUGGCUGCACAGGGAUUGCUCUUCUGCUCAUCAGUCUUGUGCAGAAUUAGUUAAAAAUUUAAAAAAAAAGUGAAGCAUUUUUCCUGAAAGAAGACAUUCCCAAAGAAUGGAUGACCUAUUUUUUGCUUUCUUUAAAACAAUUUCAGUGGUGUGAAGGGAGCUGUAGUGGUGGGCAGGCCAAGGCAGUCUCAUCCUGGGCCUGUGGACUUCACUCGAGGUAAGUCACUCCCAUGCUUGGCUGUCAUUGUGCAGUCUGAGCUGUGUGAUAACAGUGUGAAACAUGCAGUGUUGAGAUGGGAAUGGCUCUUCAGCCGUGCCCUUCAGUGCCUUUUCUGAUGGGCUCAGCAGUACCGUGGGGCACUUACUGGCUGCAGGCUUGGGGCGAGCUGUGGCUGGGGGAGAUCGAUCAGUGUUUCCAGUGUGAUGCAGUGCAUACACAGCUCCUGUGCCAGUCCUGGCCCUGCACGGGGGCUGGCUGGAAGGAGACUCUAUGGAGUGCCCUAAAAAUAUCCAAGUGUCACUCAGGGUAGGAAGGUGGGGAUGCCCAGGGCUCUCUUGUCCUUUACUCUGUGUGCUGGAGGACUUGGCAUUGGCUGCUGUCUCUUGCUUUGUUCUGUGUCUGUGUUUGUCGUAGCGGGUUUAGUGAACGUGCUUCCCUUCAAGUUUUUUCUUGUUGGCAUGACAGUGAAGUAAAGAGAUGUGGAUGAAGUGCAGCUGUUCUUUUCAAAGCAUAUGUCUGUGCACAGGAGAACUUGAGGUUCCGGCAAAGCGUCACAAGAUCUAUGAAAUACUGUUGCUGUAGAGUAACUUCCGUUGAACAGCAGUUGAUUGUGUUCAGCUGGCUGAGGAGAGAGCAGUUAGCAUCAAGGAGCAAAAAAAAAACCAACAAAACAAUCCUAAAACAACAAUCCAAGUGAAAGCUAAUUGUAUCCCCAAAAACUUUGAGCAUAUCUCUGUGUUUGGCUGUUAUUCUUUAUUUAUUUAUUAUUAUUAUUUUUGCUGGGGAAACAAUCUACAUUUAGUAAAUCUUCUAGUGAACACGUUUCCCCUUGAUUCUCAAAAAGCUCUCGGGUUUUAACAAAUCGUGUGUGCAUGUGUGUAGGUUAAAAAAAAAUAAAAAUGAUAGCAUGUUCACUUGAGAAUGUUGUUUAUACAUUUAAGCUGUAAUAGUCAGGCAGUCUUGAGUAGCUUGUAGCUUAUAAAAGUGGCAUAAAUAUCUCAUGAUAGGAAGUUAAGAAGCUUGAGCUCUUGAAACUGCAGAACUCCAUGUGACCUGGAUGGAUUUGUGUGUGACAAGCUGAAGAAAUGGGCCUUCUGGCUCCAGGUGACUUCUCAGGAUUGGCUAGUGAGCGUUCCUCCUCCUCUCGGAAUUUAGACAUUUCAGGUUAAAACUUAUUUAACAUUAACUAAUUUUAAGAAGAAAGGACCAUUGCUAUCCUUGCUGAAUGCCAAAAGUACAGCCAGAGCAGAAAUAAUCACAUCUCAUCAAGGCUACGUGCUGCAGCUCAGUAAGCUCCCAUCAAACCCACCUUUUCUAUAGAUGGCUUUUUCUUCCCUGACUUCUCCUUUCUGAAGGCUUGGUUAGGUAGGAGACUAUGCAGCUGAACUCAUCAGACCUGGUUUCUCAGAAGAGAACAAGACAUGCUUCAGAAAGAAGGGCAAAAGCUCUUUCCAUUGCCAGCAGUGUGUUCAUCCCACCUCCUCCAUGACUGCUUGCAGACUGCAAAGCUGAAGUUCCCUCUGCACCCUCUGAAGGGAGCCUAACGUGGCGUUGAAGCCAGUUGCCUUUCCCCUGGAUGAAGGGUCAGGGAUCCGGCACAAGUUCUCCCCACUGACUGGUUUUUGCUCUGGCAAGAGCACAGAAUUCCCUGUUGCUGUCAGUAGCGUUUCAUUCCCGGAGACCUUUGUGAUCUGCAAGUACCUCGUGGCAGGUGAGGGGAAAGGGAACAUGCCUUGUGAUGUUGUGGUGAGCCAAAGCAGUGGUGAAAACAGCCCUUCAGGUCUUUCACGCUGAUAGCACUGGGUAAUAUCCUGGGUCAGCCAGCUAACCUGACCUCCACGGUGGUUGCCUGAUAAGUCCAGGCUGCCUUCAGAGCCUCAGAGCUGGGGGUGCUGGCUGUUUUAAGGCUUUGGCACAGAGUUGCUUGUUUUAUCCUAGAUAAGAGAGGUUGAGACACAGACAAAGGCAUUCAUUGUGGCGUUUUUGUUGCAUAGUGAUUUCUGAUGGCCAGAAACAGCCCUGAGUAGGGUACUGUUGUUUCACAUAUGGCUAGAAAAGCAUAUAGCUUUCUCCAAGGACACUGGUGUUGCCAAGUUACCCAACUCCAAGUCACCCUGUUGCAGAGCACUGCGUAUGGGACCAUACACGGAAAUCACUGCUAUAUUGAAGGCAGUACAAAAUAAGAGGUGCUUGUUUAGCAGUGCGUCAUGGAGACAUGUAGCAACAUUUUCUGAGAACUCACAUUGGCUCAAGUAGUAUCAAAGGGGAAUUCAGCCUGUGGUUGUAACCUGUGCCAGGGGUUCCCAGGUUUAUGUUGUGCUGGCAGCAGCAAUAGCAACCGUGGGCAUAAGCAGCAGUCAUUGUUAUCAUUGCUGGAGCCAAGGGUGGAUCAUGAGACAGUGGUCACUACAGAUGUGCUGUUUCAUGCCUAUAGGAAGGCAUGCCUCUAAUUUCUCCUGUGUAGCCUUUGGUCGUGUGCUUUCAUAAUCACCAACCUACCAUCGUCCUCCCCAGCAGGACCCCUGCUCCCUGUCCCAAGUCGAGACCCGCACUUCACCCUUCAUUUACUGAACCCCAUCUCCAUCUCCUGUGCUCAUGGAGAUGUUGGCACCAGGGCUGUGGCAGUUCUUCCCUCAGUGAUUUCAGUACCACAGCUUAGCUGCUCAUAAACACAUUAAGAUCUCUGCUCUCCGGGAUAGCCCUUGUUUCACUGCAGUGGCUGCAUCCAGCAAAGAGAUGUUCCCUGAAAAUAACAAUAACAUUAAAAAAGCUGAGGGUUUUACACAGACCUUUGAGGUAAGAUUAACUCAGGAGGCCAGUCCAUUGCUGAGAGGCACUAACCACUGAGUGCCAGAAAUGUAUUCUUUGUGAACUGCACUGUGUUAGUAAAGAAUUAAUUGAUGAAGUAUCAAAACAGUCCAGGGUAAAAUAUCAUAUGUGUAUGGGAAAGAUGGUGAUGAAUGGGAAACUUCAAAAUAAAUCAAGCUGUGUUGCCUUUU